Molecule: messenger RNA, 1116 nt
Organism: Coprinopsis cinerea okayama7#130
Lineage: Eukaryota; Fungi; Basidiomycota; Agaricomycetes; Agaricales; Psathyrellaceae
Exons: 2
Coding region: 1-1116 (371 amino acids)
Source: RefSeq, a predicted model, not a curated record
AUGCGCCAUCUCGUUUCUUCCGACAACGAGAAGGCCGCAGUGCAUGCCAAAGAACUUACGGCGUAUCUGUUUAAGCGACACUUGACAAAACUCAAGAACCGGUUCGAGAAGGGCAGGGACCAAUGCGCGAAAUUCUUCGAGCUUGCCCGCCAACCUGAGUCCUGGUCCAGUUAUACUCCCAGAGAACAGAAGUAUCUCUCCGCUGCCCAGAAAAUUUUUGAAAUGACGGCCGACUUCCUGGCACAAUCCCGCCUGGACCAACAGUCGUGUUUCGCCUUACACUGUCGUUUAUUGGAGGCUCGACACUCCUACAUAGCCAAUGAGGUGCCUGAUGCUCUGUCUAUGGAGUUUGACCUUGCACGAUACAUCAACAAGCUCCUCGCUCCUUCUUUCCACAUCCUACAGCUCUACAAAACCGCUGCGAGCCUCCGUCGAAUUCUACACCUGGCCCUCGAUGCUAUCCAUGUCCCUGCCAACACUCCGCCGAUGAAUCUUUUGUAUCCACCAUCCGAUGACCAAAUUCGCGCAUUCUUCGCUGGGUGCUACUACGAGAAGUCUUCAGAGUCUUCAGAGGAUGGAACUGACGACAUCGUCGCCGAGGUUCUUCAAGACGCAUUCGACAAGGUUCGCUCCCAGCUCUCGAAAUCCACCCAUCUCAAUCCCACAUUGCCCCAUUGCGAAAGCACCCUCGUCCGCCACCUUCUCGCCACUGGUUCGACUGCCUACCCCUAUAUCGCUGUCUCCAAACUCAGCUGCUUAAUUUGUGGCCUUUAUCUCUCCGCAUGGCGGAAGUACUGCGAGGAAAUGAAACGUCGUCCUAGUGCGGAUGUGAUCCUCACUAGUCUCGUCGAGUACCGUACCCGAGGUUGCAAUGGUAUCGUCGUCCCUCUCUUGACAUUGCCGUCUAUGCGGAACGACGCUUUGGAUAUCUUGAUCACGAAACACGUUAUCAAGACCGUGAAGGCGAUUGUGAACGCCAUCUUGAAGACCUCGGUUGACAACGAGAUGAUGCGGCGAUCGUCCCAAAGCAUAGCGGGCCCUGGUCGUGAUUCGCCAGAGCCCGACUGGCAUACGAUACCUUGUGAGGUUUCUUCUAUCCUUGUGAGUCAAGUCUAA